GGGGCGCCCGCAGCCAGCCGCGCAGCAUGCACUGGGGGGUUGGCUUUGCCUCGUCCAGGCCGUGCGUGGUGGAUCUGAGCUGGAACCAGAGCGUCUCCUUCUUCGGCUGGUGGGCCGGGUCCGAGGAGCCCUUCUCCUUUUAUGGGGACAUCAUCGCUUUCCCUUUGCAGGAUUACGGUGGGAUCAUGGCAGGGCUGGGCUCCGAUCCCUGGUGGAAGAAAACACUUUACUUGACCGGGGGAGCUUUGCUGGCCGCAGCUGCGUAUCUGCUCCACGAACUCCUGGUCAUUAGGAAACAGCAAGAGAUUGACUCCAAAGAUGCUAUUAUUUUGCAUCAGUUUGCAAGACCUAACAAUGGUGUCCCCAGUUUGUCUCCUUUCUGUUUGAAAAUGGAAACUUACUUAAGGAUGGCUGACUUACCCUAUCAGAAUUAUUUUGGUGGAAAACUCUCUGCUCAAGGGAAAAUGCCUUGGAUUGAAUAUAAUCAUGAGAAAGUUUCUGGCACAGAAUUCAUAAUUGACUUUCUGGAAGAGAAACUUGGAGUGAAUUUAAACAAAAACCUUGGCCCUCAUGAAAGAGCCAUCUCCAGAGCAGUGACCAAGAUGGUGGAGGAGCACUUCUACUGGACGUUAGCUUAUUGCCAGUGGUGGGACAAUCUCAAUGAGACGAAGAUGCUCUCUCUUAGUGGUGGCGGUCCCUUCAGUAACCUGCUGAGGUGGGUCGUGUGCCACAUAACGAAAGGAAUUGUGAAGCGCGAGAUGCACGGCCACGGCAUGUGCCGCUUCUCGGAGGAGGAGAUUUACAUGCUGAUGGAGAAGGACAUGCGGUCCUUGGCAGGGCUCUUGGGUGAUAAGAAGUACAUCAUGGGGCCCAAGCUUUCUACUCUCGAUGCCACUGUCUUUGGACACUUGGCACAGGCAAUGUGGACCUUACCUGGGAAAGACCUGGAGCGGCUGAUCAAAGGUGAGCUCAUCAACCUUGCCAUGUACUGUGAGAGGAUAAGGAGGAAAUUCUGGCCUGAGUGGCACCAUGAUGAUGACAACACCAUCUAUGAGUCCGAGGAGAGCAGCGAAGGGAGCAAAACCCACACGCCCCUGCUGGAUUUCAGCUUUUACUCAAGGACAGAGACCUUUGAAGAUGAGGGAGCAGAGAACAGUUUUUCCAGAACCCCAGACACGGAUUUCACCGGACACUCGCUCUUUGAUUCUGACGUGGACAUGGAGGACUACACAGACCACGAACAGUGCAAGUGACGUUCAGCCUUGCUGACCCUCUUCUGCCGGAGCGGCCACUCCCUGGGGUUGGUCCGAUUUCCCAGGUGGAAAUCCAUCUGAGCUGGGAGGAGAUCUUCGUGCUCGACACAGUUCUCACGAGCUAACUGGACGAUAGCAGCCUUAUUUCUUUUUGUACAAACGAGACACAGAACCAUUCAGAUGGCUCCAUUUAAAACAAACAGGCAAAAAGGAAAAAAAGAAAAAAAAGUCAGCAUGGUUCCUGAAAUCCAUUUUUGUUUUCAUUAGAAAACUAACACUGUGUGGCAGAGCAGGGGCAAGAGCAGAUUGUCUGCGGAUUGUGUCUAUGUAGAUCGUCUUCAUCCCGAGGGCUUAUUUGUGAGACGGAUUCUCGAACGUCUCUCACCCACCGGGGUUCCAAGUAAUGAGAGAAAUCAUCGGGGGAAAUGUCCAGGAGACAAAUAUCCUAUGGUGGCUGCUUGUAUUUUAUGUGUGUAUAUUGUAUGUUGAGAUAAUUCAAAUAAAAAUCCAUAGAUAUUCAGUGAACACCUACUAUGUGCAAAGCACUGUGCUAGGUGCUAAUCAGUAUAAGAUUUAUUCUCAGUCCUGCCAGUGACUAGCUGUGUGAUUUCGGGCGAGUCCCUUAAUUCUUGUGUGCCUCAUUUCCCCCACCUGUAAGGUGGGGAUAACGAUACUCUCCACCUACCUACCUCACAGGGGUGUUGUGAGGAUUCAUGUGGUAGCACCUCUUGGAAGAGGUGUGACAUAAACACAACAUUUUAUUCUUUA
Molecule: messenger RNA, 2021 nt
Organism: Lynx canadensis (Canada lynx)
Lineage: Eukaryota; Metazoa; Chordata; Mammalia; Carnivora; Felidae
Gene: FAXC
Product: failed axon connections homolog, metaxin like GST domain containing
Cellular component (GO): cytoplasm
Source: RefSeq, a predicted model, not a curated record